UCAUUAUUUGGUAAACUGUGACUUCUAACUGGCCUUUGCUCAUUUGCCCCUGACCAGUGUGGACUCUGUUGGUCAGAGUGAGGGAUGGAAUGACUGAGGCACAGCUGCUUGUGGCAGAUGGCAAUCAGAAGUUAUUUCCCUGUGAAGUCUGUGGGAGACGCUUUGCAACAGAUGUUCUGGAAAGGCAUGAACCGAUAUGUAAAAAAAUAUUCAACAAAAAACGCAAACCCUUCAACUCCUUAAAGCAGAGAUUACAGGGAACUGACAUUCCCACUGUGACUAAAUCUCCUCAGCCCAAGGUUCAGCCUGAGAGGAAAUCUAACUGGAGACAGCAGCAUGAGGAUUUCAUCAAUACGAUCCGAUCGGCCAAACAAUGCACUCUAGCCAUUAAAGAGGGCCGGCCCCUCCCACCUCCACCCCCUCCAACGGCCAACCCAGAUUAUAUUCAAUGCCCUUACUGUAUGAGGAGGUUUAACGAAACCGCUGCCCAGCGACAUAUUAAUUUCUGCAAAAAUCAGACCUCUCGACGUGUCUUUGAUCCAACCCAAAUAGCAGCCAGACUGGUAUCCAGAGCUCAGGGUAAGGCUCAGGCAAGCCCCAAAAAAUAACCAACUGUUACAAACGCUGUGGGUGCCCUGCAGCAGAGCAGGACUGUGGAGACCAAGAAUGACAUCAUGGCUAGUUCAAGGGCAUUCUACGACAAGAGCUUGCUAUGUAAACUUGACUAGAACUUUGUAUGAAGACCAAAUUGGCCUUGAACCUGAAGUGGAUCCUCCCACCUCUGCAUCCUCCUUCUGGGAUUGCAAGUGUGACGCACGCAGCACAUCUGGCUUCUUUUUUGUUUUAUUUUAACAUAAACCUUUAUAGCUAUAAAUUUCUUGUUACCUCUG
This is a messenger RNA of Mastomys coucha (southern multimammate mouse), 890 nucleotides long. RefSeq names its product zinc finger C2HC-type containing 1B (gene Zc2hc1b). The transcript has 7 exons. The record is from RefSeq and is a predicted model, not a curated record. The coding region runs from base 90 to 608 and encodes 172 amino acids. Lineage: Eukaryota; Metazoa; Chordata; Mammalia; Rodentia; Muridae.